UGUCAGAAACUUGUGUUUAGGGUUAUGUUAGUGUAAACACCGUUUUUUGUUGCAGGAAAAACAAAUAGAUUUUUUAUAUAUUUAACGAAUAAUGACUUCUUUAAAGCACAUUUGUAAACAAGCAUUUAUUAAACCAAAUAAUAAACAUUUUUUUUUAAAAAGAAAUAUUGCUUCAACAACAUUAAAUGAAAACUAUUCUAAUAACUAUGACAUAAUUAUUGCUGGAGGAGGAAUUGUUGGAUGUUCUCUUGCUUGUACCUUAGGAAAAAAUAAUAAAUUAUCAAAUAAGAGAAUUCUUCUUAUCGAAUCUUCAAAAAACACACCUUUCACUUUACCUGAAAAAUACAGUAAUCGAGUUGUAUCUCUAAAUCCAGGGACAAAAAAAUUGUUAACUGACAUAGAUGCUUGGAGGCACAUAGAAUCUGCUAGAUUCGGCAUAGUCAAAAGACUUCAGGUUACAGAUGCACUGUCUGAUGCAUCAAUAUGCUUUGGAGAAGAAACAUCUUCUGAAAAUGUGUCUUACAUCAUUGAAAAUAAUCUUCUAAUAUAUGCUGUCAAAAAAGAACUGGAAAGGUUAAAAAAUGUUGAAGUACUAUAUGAAGAAAAAAUAAAAGAAUAUCAUUUACCAGAUGCUGCUGAGAGCCAUGUUAAUCUUCAUCUUGAGAAUGGUGGACAAUAUAGUUGUGAUUUAUUGAUUGGAUGUGAUGGUUUAAAUUCUCGAGUGAGAGAAGCCAUGGGUGUUCAAUAUUUGAACUGGAACUAUAAUAAUGUGGGUAUUGUUGCAACUCUUAAGUUCUCUGAAGAAAUUAACAACUGUAUUGCUUGGCAACGAUUUUUACCUACAGGUCCCUUAGCUUUAUUACCUCUUACUAGUUCCAUGAGCUCUUUAGUUUGGGCCACAACAAAAGAGCAUGCUCAACAAUUAUUGGGAAUGUCCAAUGAGCAAUUUGUUGAUGCCCUUAACGAAGCGUUGUGGAAAGUGUAUCAACGGAGUAAUAUAAUUGAUCGAACAUUAAAAGCAUUUGAUACUUUGCUGAGAGCUUCCAAUAUACCGGCAGACUUACAUCGUAGAUACCCUCCAAAGAUUGAUUCGAUUGAUGGUCGAGCUCGUUUUCCUCUCGGAUUCGGCCACGCUACUAACUAUAUUGGAAAAGGAGUAGCACUAGUGGGAGAUGCUGCUCACCGAAUACAUCCCUUAGCUGGACAAGGUGUCAAUUUAGGAUUUGGCGAUAUUUCCUGUUUAAACAAAGUAUUAAGCGAUGCGAUUUAUGCAGGUUCUUCAUUAGGUAAUGUCAGCUUUCUUAGAGACUAUGAAAGUGAAAGGCAAAAGUACAACGUAGGCAUGAUGGCAGUUGUUGAGGGAAUGUACAGAUUGUAUAGGACGGAUUUCACCCCUAUUGUACUUCUAAGAAGUUUAGGGUUGCAAGCAACAGAUGUUUUUUAUCCCAUUAAGAAAAUGAUGGUUAACCAGGCAUCUUUGUAGAGGAAUACUACAUCUCAAUCAAAAUGAACCAAAAGAAAAUAUAAAUAUAUUUUUCAUAUUGUUACAAAAAUAUAGAAAUAGUUUUAUAAUGAGAGUAAUUACAUGUCAACAUUAAUUUGAAUUGGAAUUGAUAUGAAUUUUAUUAUAUUAUUUGAUGUUAUG
Molecule: messenger RNA, 1645 nt
Organism: Psylliodes chrysocephalus
Lineage: Eukaryota; Metazoa; Arthropoda; Insecta; Coleoptera; Chrysomelidae
Source: the annotation of a GenBank genome assembly